UUAUCAUAUAUUUGUAUGUAUCAUUCUUUUUUUGCAGGCACCGACCUAAUCUUCUCUGUAUAUGAUAUAAUAGCACAAUCCUUCGGCGGAGGUUCUGAAUGAUGCGGUGCAGUGAUUGGAGAUCCGCACAGAGGGGUAGAGAGGAUUUUGACUGGGCUGGAAGAAAGCAAACUGGCAGAUUGCCCUUGAAAUCAUUACCCAGGGUAGUUCCUCAAGGGUUGGGAAAAACAAAAGGUUGGUUUAAGUAGCUUCAGCAGCAGUGUUGCUUCUACCGGGUUGGCAAAAGGCCCAUGAGCCUGCAUUUGGAAGUUUUGAACUGAGAUUCUGUGGAGCAAAUGUGUGGAUUGCAGCACGGAGGAGGCCAUACUUUCCUGAUUCAGUACACACACGACAAGAUUGUUCACGGAGCUCGUCAGACAAUUGCAGAUUUCGAGUGAUCAGCAAAUGCUGAGGAAUGCUACCGUGUUUGUCUUGAUAGUAAAGAGGGGCCUUAAAUGACCAGUAGCAGCCCACAUCCUCUGAAGCUCGUGGCCGUAUACGUGCCUCAAGAGUCAAAACACACCCGGCGGUACUGGUAGUUUAAGGUACUUCGAACCAGAACAGAUCGUCAUGGUUGGCGUCACGAUCAUUACAUCAAGGGUCGGAAGCACACCUGAUAUCUCGUCAGUGCAUCUGAGAUGCAAGAAGCGAGAGGACCGCAGUGCAAAUUACGCUGCUGCUCCCGCGUCUUCAAUCCAUGGCGGCAUUCCCUUUCGUCUUCCAUGCGCAGACGGCCAUGCUGUCCACUGUGAGAUAACCCCUGCAAGUUCAUCCUCGACCGCAAGGCAGUUGUCGAAGGUAUAUGCUGCGGACACGGGAUACCGUGCUUCCAGUCUUGGGAACCUUCUUUUCGGCAGACAUGACGACCUUGAAAGUGUCCCUUCCCCGAGGAACCCCCAGUUACUUGGCCGACGACGACGAGGGCACGUCAAGUUGUGCUCAUCGUGUAUCUGCCACCUUGUUGAUGACAAUGGCUGCUGGUUUUCGCAAGCUAGCUCGAACCACCUGUACUCUGCAUCAGGGGUGUCUUUGGUUCGAGCAGGCAACGUUGCCACCACGUCGAUCGGUCCCGAGGAGACCGCUGCAGUAAAGAUUGAAAGAGAGAAGUUGAAGUUGAAAUUGAAAUCUCUUGUUGGUGACGAUGAAGCAAAGGCGUUGAGGCCGUUGAGUGAGGAGGCGCUGGCGUUGAUCUCCGAUCUGGAGCCUCUGUCCCUGGCACCGUUUGCUUCGAGUGAGAUAUUCAAUGGGAGGUUCCAGUUACUGGGUUGCAAUAUAGCGUUCGGUGGUGGUGGUCCACUCUCUCUCUCGCAACUGACCUUUAAUGUGUACCCAAUUUCCGAACUACCCGUCCAGAUUACAGGUUGUUUUAAUUUGGUGGACUUCGAAAAUUCCAAGUACGCCGUGCUGACAAGAUUACUGAUUUCAGCGGGGAACGAUGAUGCCCAACCAGCGGUCUCUGGUGUGAGUAUUGUAUCUGGAUCAAUUGAGUUGAUUGACCAAUGUUCGCAUGCUAUGCAAUUUACCACCAUUUCAGUGGAGCCAGGGAAUUCAGCAACUAAAGAGGAGUUGCAUAUCUGGAAGAGUCUUCUUGCACCUUACUGCCCUGAUAUGGAUAACGAAGGGGCAGUAGUGCGCCAACUGGCAGGGCCACAGAGGCAAUCAGUCUCAUAUGAGGUACUCUUCCAUGAUGAGGAGUUACGUGUUGUAAGGGGAAACAUGGAACACAUCUAUGUGCUGAGGAGGAUGGCCACAGAUGAUCCGAGCUGGCCGUCGCGGUUAAUAGCCUGAAAUGGCAUGGUGUCCACAACUUUCCACUAACUUAGAGCCAGCAUUGCGUACACCAUUGUCGAGCUAAGUCAGAGCCUCUCAGAAGGGUCUUCCCAAACCAGGACAGGUCAGGCUGGUCAUCCACAAAGGGCUUCGUAACCAGUGUUGCCUGGGCCAGGUGAUCAGUGGGGGCUGAGAAUGAACUUAUUUAGGUGAAUGUUAUGACUUCUGAGUCCUGACCCCUAACUACUUUCUCCUUACGUCUUCCUCUUCUUUCUCCCCAAGGGGAAUCUCCUAACAUUAGGGGCAUCUCCUAACAUUAAACAACUCUGUACACACAGAAAAAAAAAAACAAAAAAAAACACAAUGUUAUAGGGUUUGAACUUUGAACUUUGAACUUUGAACUCUUGAGCCUUGACGAAGUCCUGCGGAUCAGCAGUUAUUGUGUGCCACUAAGCCACAUGGCAGGUUGCCAAACAACAUUUGGCUCAGCGGUCCUGUGAAGUUUGGUUUCCACUACUGUCCACAAAGAAACUGUAUUAAACCAGCUGCAGUACUCGGCCCAGCUAUCAGCUGUGGAAAGAAAUAGAGUAGUAACGUUUCUAGUCGGGUGAAUGGUGGGCGCUUCUGUAGACGCCUGUACGUUUCCUAAAGUCGCAGCUUGUUGAGGGGCACGCCGCGACUUUAGGAAGUAGUCACUGUGGUGGUUUAACUAUAUUUCUCACAUGGUUUGAUCUUGGAAGCUCUACCCACAUAGUUGGAGCAAGGAACUCGCAAUUUCGAACCCUAUUGCUGUGCUUAGGAUCUCUGGAACGUGUUUUUUUUUUGUUUUUGUUUUUAACAUGAGAAAAGUCCAGGGUGUUGUAGAGGUCGGUUUCUGGACCCACGACAGGUACCUAUCUACAGUCAGGACCUAGUUUAUGGGACCCAGACCAUCCAAUCUUGGAGGAUACCCCUCCAACAGCCCCGACUGCAAGUUCCCCAACGAUUUCUGCAACGUAAUUGGAAUUUGGAACUGGGAACUAUGUUGGAAGCCUCUGUCUUAUGUUGCAUACUUGUGAAACACAGUCACCAGUAUGGCGCAGAUUCCCAGAACCGACCAGAUAAUACAGAGUUGAUACAAAUACAGAGGAAGAGUUGAUACCCAUAGACUGGCUCUGACCUGACUCGGACUGCAAUCGAACAGUCUCAAUCAUACAUCGGGGGUGUGAAAGCCCUGGCUGUAGACAUAGAUGAAGGCCAGGGUCCGAUAUCAUCCACGGACGAAUGGAGGGAGGAGAGAGACGAAGGGAGGAGGAGAGGGAAGACGUCAACUCAAUGUUUCCAAAGAUAGUAUCUUGAAAUGUCAGAAGUGACGGAAAUC
Molecule: messenger RNA, 3169 nt
Organism: Chara braunii
Lineage: Eukaryota; Viridiplantae; Streptophyta; Charophyceae; Charales; Characeae
Source: the annotation of a GenBank genome assembly